This is a messenger RNA of Serpula lacrymans var. lacrymans S7.9, 1062 nucleotides long. RefSeq lists its product as uncharacterized. Gene Ontology annotation, biological process: protein deubiquitination; ubiquitin-dependent protein catabolic process. Lineage: Eukaryota; Fungi; Basidiomycota; Agaricomycetes; Boletales; Serpulaceae. Gene Ontology annotation, molecular function: cysteine-type deubiquitinase activity. The record is from RefSeq and is a predicted model, not a curated record. The coding region runs from base 119 to 862 and encodes 247 amino acids. Gene Ontology annotation, cellular component: cytoplasm. The transcript is spliced from 8 exons.
ACUGGAGCGUGACCUCACUCCGGACAGGCCACAGUUUGAACUUGGAGUCAAACGUCGAACUUCAUCAUCGGCUUUACAUUAUUAAACCAUCGUUUAUUUCGUGAUUAACUUGUCAAUAAUGGUUUCAUCAAGGUGGAUUCCUCUCGAAAGCAACCCAGAGGUCCUUAACUCGUGGGCCAAUGCUGCUGGCCUAGUAUCUUCACAAGCACAGUUCGAAGAUGUCUAUGGGCUUGAUUCCGAGUUACUUGAAAUGGUCUCCGGACCUGUGAAAGCCGUUGUUCUACUCUUUCCUAGCUAUACUGCCUUCCAAAACAAGAGAAAGGAAGAAGAUGCUCGUAUUGCGUCGGAGGGGCAACAUCCGAUUGACCCUACGGUGAUGUGGAUCAAGCAAACUAUUUCGAAUGCUUGUGGCACGAUCGGUCUACUACAUGCGCUGUGUAACUCUGAUGUUACAUUCGCCCCUGAAAGUCCACUCGCAAAGUUCAUCGAGGAAUGCCAAGAUAAAUCUCCUUUGGAGCGGGCAAAGAUUCUGGAGACGACACCCCUUUUUGCACAAAUUCACGAAGAAGCAGCUUCCUCGGGCCAAACCGCAGUCCCUGAUAACCUUGACACAGAUCUUCAUUUCACAUGUUUUAUUCAAGCACCAGAUGCUAUUGCCAGGGAAACAGAAACGCCGACGAAGUCGAUGCGGUUGAUUGAGUUGGAUGGAAUGCGAGAUGGCCCUGUUGACAGGGGCGAAUGCAAGGAUCUGUUGAAGGAUGUGGCAGAGAUAGUAAAGGAGGUAUUUGUUGCCCAGUCUUCCAGCAUGUAUUUCAGUAUGAUGGCGCUGGGUCCGCCACCAGGGAGUGAGCCAACCUUAUGAAAGUGGCGAUGCACACAAAUUUUUCCAGUGUACGACAGCCGUGUAGCAACAUUGUAUCAGUAAUGUGUAGCAAUGAAUCUUCGUGUCCUGUGUAACAUAACGUCGUGUCAGGCUGAGUCACUGGUAUCAUAAUGAUCAUGAUGCAGUGUACAUGUCGGACCGCCUUUACGUAAAUGAGAUCAACUGAUUUGUCACUCAAA